Phytophthora nicotianae INRA-310 is the source of this 2658-nucleotide messenger RNA. RefSeq lists its product as hypothetical. The transcript has a single exon. The record is from RefSeq and is a predicted model, not a curated record. The coding region runs from base 1 to 2658 and encodes 885 amino acids. Lineage: Eukaryota; Oomycota; Peronosporomycetes; Peronosporales; Peronosporaceae.
AUGAACCCGACGACCAACAUCAAACCCAAGGCCAAGUUCUCCAGUCGCAACCUCAGCGCCGUCUUCAAGGCGCCGCUGCGGACCAAGCCUCUGCCGGACAAUGCCACCGGAUCGCUGCAGCGCCCUAACAGCCGCAUGCUCGUGCUCGGGCGCGCGGCUGUGGCGCCCCCUGCGCCACUUAACACUCCAAGUAUGAAGCGAGAGAGUCAGGUAGUCGACGUGCACGUGAGUCUGGUACCUACGAGCUCCAACUGGGCUGAGAGCGUCGAGAAACAGCAGAACAUUGAGACUCCAGAGAUUGGGCCGGCUCCUGCCGACGUAGUGGCCCUACCAAAGGCCCCCGAUAAAGUUUGGACGCCCGAGAGUGUGGCUGAACAUCUGCACACUAGAAACGCCCCCGCUCGUCCCAAGUUUGCGAUCAAGAGCUCUGGGCGCUGGGGAGAUGAUGCUGUAGAGCAAGACAUCGUUCAGAGCAACAUCCGUCGCCAAAGGCAGAAGGAGAAAGAGUUCCCGGACUUGAAGGAAGCAGCAGAGGAGACGCAGAUACACCACGGUCCAGGAGAAGGAUACACUCGUGCUACCGACAGGUCUCCUUCGAUCGAUUCGCAGCAGCCGGAGCAACAUCACGGAAGAGCCACCGGUCGAUGGGCGCAUUUUAAUGAGCAGCAGGAGAUGCAUCGUCCCAUUCAGGACAACCGGUGGUCUCAUGAUCGCUAUGAAGGUCAUCGCUGGCCACACCAUGGAGAGGAUCGCUGGUCGAGGAGCCGCUACGACCGCGACGAAGACGAUCGUUGGUCGCGUGGCCACCACUACCGGCACAACGAUGACUAUGGGCGAGAUCGGCCACCGUACGAGUCGAGCAACGACACUAUCUCACCCGUCCCCAACGACAGCCACACCCACUUUAGUCGCAGCGAUGCACGCUUUGACUUGUUGGUGGCUGGCGACCGAGAUCGUGUCUUAAGCCAGGGCCCGCACCGCAUGGACUGGGAAAGUGGUCGACUGGCACGUCGAGAUGGAUGUUCAUCCUCACCUUCCCGUCUGACUGGGCCGAGGGAUUCUUGCUUUCGCUCCCCACAACCAGAUCGUUCGCCAGCCCCAAAGACAGCGGAUGUGACACCCGCGAGAGCAAUAAAUUGGCGCAACCUGUCAACGCCAGAAGAGGGAGCUACUCGUGCUUGGGGUCGAGCAGCAACUGCCCCGCCAAAGAACGAGAAGCCAUCUACACCCGUGGCUGAGGCGGUCGAGAGCAGCAGUACAGAGUUAUCGUCUAAUUCGUCUUCCAACAGCAGCCCCAGUCCCCAGAUUCAACUGCUAAAACGCCCAAAGAUGUUGUUUGAUCCCAAGACUGGCGGUAUGAUGAACGCCAAAGAUAAAGCUGCUUCAGGAAAGCGACAGGCAGGUAGUCGAAAUGGAGUUAAAGAUCGAGAUGGAACGGAUACAGCUGGAAUACCGCGAUCGAAUUCCGCUAGCUGGAGAAGCAAUGAAAAAUUGGGGACUGAUUUUAACGCAGCAUCAACUACCAGUGUCAUCGCUGUCAACUCCGUGCAGGAGGUAGUUGUCGAGGACGCAGCAAAAGCCAGUAAGGAUUCAUCUUCGGUCUCGUCAGGUGAGGUGCUUCCAGAGCCAACAGCGGACAAACUAUCUACGAAGGAAAGCAAUACAAAGCGUGCACCCAAGUGGACGACCACUACGAAGGAUCCUACCCAUCGGGAGAGUGGAUAUCGUGAGAAGCGUAGAGAUUCGCGGAAUCCCGCAGCGAAUGUACGUGAUAGUUCGAGGCCCAACAAUGGUAAGACGAGGAACGACCGUGCAGGAAGCAGUACAAAUAAACCUGCUCGGCGUCGCACCAACAGAAAGGUGACGGAUCUACAGUCGUCACAGGUAACUCCGCAGACUAUUGAGAUGCUGAAGCAGAUUUCAGAGGGGUCCACUGGGGGCGUCGUGGUGCUUACAGAUGAGCAAAAAGGCAUCGAGGUGAGCUCCGAGGACAGAGGUUUCGAGACGGUCAAGUCUCGACGAGCUGUGUUGAACGAGAAGAAGCAACUUCGACAGCGUUUGGCAUCCAAUGAAUUAAAAAGCACCAUAGGAGAGCAGCAGAGCAAGGGGGAGCAGGUUCAAGAAACCAUCAGCAUGUCGUCCAAGGCGGUUGACGUGCAACUUACGUCCAAUCCUCGUGGGAAAGCUGCGAACUCGCGUAGGAAUGCAGAGCAGAGGAAGCCGAAGUCGAAGACGAAGCAGCCCAAACAGGCAAAGAGCAAGCACAUGCCAGUGAAGACUGCUGAUUCAGCUGAGGCGAAGCAGCCCGCAAGUCCAGCCAAGCCCACCGAGCAGGUCGCUGGAGAAGCCCCGACUGAGUCGACAGUCUCGAAGAAGCGGCUACAAUACGUGAAGGUUGUCCCGGCGAUGGAGGAGAAGCGCGAACAGAAUCCAGGCAGAGAGAAGAAAAUUCAAGGCAGCUCGACACGCAAGUCAAGCGAUCGGAAGCCGUCGUCGUCGAGUGCCGGGAAUUACCAAAAGCAGGAACCGACCAAACGCGCCGCCCAGAAGGUGUCAACGCGGGGUUCAGUCGCCAAGACGAAGCCCAAGCAGGUCCGUCAAGUGUACGUGGUGAAGACGCCGGCGCCGGCCAGCAGUGCGUCGUCCACCGCCGCAUAG